GGAAAAGAUCCUCCCUGCUCUGCUGCAAGUUUCCAUCCCAUCACAGCAAGUAUGAACUUCUGCGGCUAAAACACGUGCGUAACGGGCGGUUUUAUUGUCAGAUGCACACAAAUGAGUGGAUUUUAAACAAAACUGGUUGGAAGUGAUACCCACGCAGCGUGUAAUUGGACUAGGACGGCCCCAUCCGCCCUGCCUCAACGCAAAAGGGAAAAAAAGCUCCGUGGAGAGACACGCCGCGCUCGCUGAUACGCUGCUGGUCCGGUCAGAGGGGCUGAACUGGAAACCGUCUCCAUCCACGACUGCACAUCUAACUCACACGCACACAUACCGAGCUUCCACCAAUAUGACGAAAAUCCGACAGAAGAGCAACGAGAAGAGCGCUGCGCCCAGCCAGGAGGACGUACCGAAGAAAAGCCCCAAAGGUGGCACCAACGGGGUGAGCGGGGGCCCCGGGCCACAGGGCCCCCGCUCCGGUGGCUGUCUCGGUCUUCUUGCCACCACCGUGUUUUAUGUGGCUUUAGUAGGGGCUGCGGGCUUCGCAGCGUUUCAUUUCCAGCAAGCCCUGGAUGAGAUCCAUCAGAUAAAGACGACGUACGAGCAGGGCGCGCGACAGGACGGGGAGCUGAGCACCAAAAUGGAGAGUGUCGUUCAACAGGUGGAGUCUCUGAGGAGUUAUGUGGAUGGUUUGGAGUCUUCUCUGGGCAUCACACGGGUGGAGCUGGAGGCCGCUGUGAGCCGGAUGAAGAGAGGUGAGGUGGAGACGAGGAGGGUGGAGGAGGCGCUUCAGAAACUCCAGAAUGAUCUUCUCAGGGACCUCUCCGAAGGCAUCAAGGAGGUGAAGGAAGCUCGAGAGAGAGAUUUCUCCUCUCUGGAGAGGACCGUGGAGGAGCGCUUGGCUGAGGUGAGCCAGUCCGUCUCAGCCAGCGUGGCGGAGUUCGCCGAAGCCCAGGGUGAAGCACAGAGUCAGCUCGCUGACCUCAAGGCCCGUCUGGGUGGCGUUGAAGAUCCCACUCUCCUGAAGCAGGAGCUGUCUGCCAUCGUUGAUGCUGUAACAGAAAUCAAAGCCGCAAAGCAGGCCGCUGACACGACUGUUGACUCCCUCAGACAGCAGAUAGGAGCCGUGAGAGAAGAGCUCCAGACUCGCAACCAGGAAGUUGUCUCGCUGUCUCAGGAAGUCCAGUCUGUGAGGUCUGUGGUGCAGGAGACUACUGGACGUCUGAAGCAGUCGCUGUCCGCCACAGAAGCUGGAUUUCAGGCUCUGAGGGACCAAACUGUGACUCUGCAGGACGGCAUGGAGCAGAUCACUGAGGCUGUUCGCUCCGUGGAGGAGAGAGCAACCGCAGCAGCUCAGAGCAAAUCAGAGGAAUUUGAGACCAGAGUGAAAGCGUCGGAGGAAAGCAGAGAUUCACUGUCUGCGUCGUUGUCAGACAUCAGCAGCAAAGUUGAGUCUCUGUUGGCUAAAUAUGAUGCUCAUGACAGCAGCUUGGCUGCACAGGGGGAGACGGUGGAGAGAGUCACAGCUGAGCUGAAGCAGGAGCUGGGGGUGAUGAAAAGCAGCAUGGAGGAGCUCCGGUCCAUGGGAGGAGGCCACGUUGAAGCAAAGGACUCCAGCUCUCAGGUGGAGGAGUUGGAGAUGAGGCUCAGUGCUCUGGAGGACAGCAGCGCAGUGAGACCCGAGGAGCUGGAAAACCUAAAAACAGCCGUUGAUGAGCUGAAGAGCAAAGCAGCUGAGCUAGGUGGCCACGAUCAGGCCAUUGCUGCCCUGCAGGAGGCGCUGCAGGAGACCAAACAGACAUUAGCUGGUUUAUUUGGAGGUAAACAAGAGGAAGGAGUCAGCAGCACAGAGGAGCUGCAAUCCAAAGUGGCUGCUCUGAGCAAGAUCAUGGAAAAGGAGUUCAACUUGGAUCAGCAGGUGGAGGAGCUGGAGAAGAGACUCGCUGCUCUGGAGGACAGGAUGUAGAUGGAAGGGAGCAGGAAUCAGCCUGGGAGAAGGUCAGUGAUCUGCUGAAAACCACACAAACACCUCCGGUCCCAUCGAGAGGCCAGAAGGACGCAAGCCUUUAGUGAUGCAGCCGAACGGCGAGAACCAGCGGGGGUGAUGAAUCAAAACAGAGGACCACGCCCCAGUUUCCCCUUUUUUAUCCCAACAUGACGACUGAUGUCGUGAAGCUCCACGGAACAAGCUGUGAGCGACGGUGCUGGACCGCUGAUCUGUGAACUCAUUCAUUCUGCACUGCAGUUUCAUGUUCUGAUGUUUUCUUUUGUUAAACUUCAAAAAAAAGUUUUUGUUCUUUAGAAAAAAAAAAGAAAAUCCCAAAUGCAGAAACAAGCACUCCUUUGUUUACUCACCAAAUGUUUAGUUGUUGUAGAAUAAAAAGAUUUUGUUGACUCAGAA
Messenger RNA from Nothobranchius furzeri (turquoise killifish), 2395 nucleotides. RefSeq names its product cytoskeleton associated protein 4 (gene ckap4). Lineage: Eukaryota; Metazoa; Chordata; Actinopteri; Cyprinodontiformes; Nothobranchiidae. The record is from RefSeq and is a predicted model, not a curated record.